This is a messenger RNA of Periconia digitata, 1777 nucleotides long. Lineage: Eukaryota; Fungi; Ascomycota; Dothideomycetes; Pleosporales; Periconiaceae. The record is from the annotation of a GenBank genome assembly.
CUGUCGACGUGCGCUGCAUUUCAUUUCACAUGUCGUCGCACUCAACACCAAAACAGAUCACACACCCUUCCGCGUGCUGUACUGCUUGAUUCACACAGACACAAUGCUCUCCAUAGCUCCUCGCCGUGCGCUUCUACGCGCAGCAAAGCAACAGAUUCGCAGCUUCAGCUCCACACCUCAUGUGAAUGCCGCAGCGGAGGUGAAGAAGCUAGGUGUCAUUGGUGCUGGACAAAUGGGGCUCGGAAUAGCUCUGGUUGCUGCCCAAAAAGCCUCGCUACCUGUCAAAAUAAUAGACAACUCACAAGCUUCAAUUGACAAAGGCCUCAAGUUUGCCGACAAGCUUCUAGACAAGGACGUCGGCAAAGGAAGGAUAACAAAAGAAGAUGCCACAGCGGCCAGAGAGCGCCUCACGUCCAGCACAACCAUUGACGAUCUCUCAGAUGUGGACUUUGUCAUCGAAGCUGUUCCUGAACUUCCCGACCUCAAACACAAGAUAUUCUCCCAACUCGCCCAAAUCUGCCCGUCUCACGCCAUUCUCGCCACAAACACGUCCUCCAUAUCCAUAACCCGUAUUGCCGCCUCUACCACUACAGACCCGACUGACCUGAGCGCUUCUUCCCGCGUCAUCAGCACCCAUUUCAUGAACCCGGUUCCUAUCCAGAAGGGUGUCGAGAUCAUCACCGGAUUGCAAACUUCCCAGUCCACCAUUGACACAGCGCUCGAGCUCUGCAAGCGCAUGGGCAAGAUUCCUUCCAUCAGCGCCGACUCACCAGGCUUCCUCGCCAAUCGCAUUCUUAUGCCAUAUAUCAAUGAAGCAGUAAUCUGUCUGGAGACUGGCGUUGGAAAGAAAGACGACAUAGAUAGCAUUAUGAAGAACGGCACUAACGUUCCCAUGGGACCGUUACAGUUGGCCGACUUUAUCGGUCUUGAUACCUGCUUGGCAAUCAUGAGAGUGCUGUAUGAAGAUACUGGAGAUUCAAAAUACAGGCCCGCUGUCCUCCUGAAGAAGAUGGUUGAUGCUGGCUGGCUGGGCAAGAAGAGUGGGAAGGGUUUUUACGAUUAUUAGAUAAUCAAAAAGUAUGUACCAGAGUUUGAUUAAUUAAUACAUCUAGACUUAUCGCGAUAAUCACUGCACAAUGUCUUUACCGCACCCUGUGCUUGGUGCUCUUUACGCCAUGAAAUCGUGAUAAUCGAGUACAACCACCCGGCCCAACAUACUAACAAUGAAAAUGGCCAUGGUACAAUCCGGUGCAGAAAUAAGAGAUAGCUGUGAAAUGCAUGCAAAAUCCCAACCCCACUGAGGCAAUGUUGGCACGAAAAUGCUCACAACAGAAGAACAUAACUCCGAUAUCAUACCAUGGGCCCGACAGGAAUAGGACAAUAAGCAAAAGACAAGCAAUGCAGAACAAUGACGCGCCCCUCACUGGAACAGACCCAUGGCCUCGGCAACCUCUUCCCGCCACCGAUAAAUCCUAUUCACGGCCUCUAUAUCCGCGACCCUGUCCUCCUCCUCCCAUUCAUCCCGUGAGCGCUUAUACACCCCACGGAAUGGCUUCUUCUCCACUUUCCUCUCCUUCGUCUCCACCGCUUUGAUAUCCUUCGUCUCCAUCACUUUCCGCCGGUUAUUCGCCCUCCCAUCGUCAAAAUCAGCAUCACCCCGCACACAAGCGUCCCAAAACCGCUUUCCCCGGCUCGUAAUCACUCGAUUGAACGAGUCCUUGGAAGUACCGAGGUCCUCGCCAAAGUACCAUGUCUCCAUCCCCACUAGUGGCACGCU